Molecule: messenger RNA, 2302 nt
Organism: Ruditapes philippinarum (Manila clam)
Lineage: Eukaryota; Metazoa; Mollusca; Bivalvia; Venerida; Veneridae
Product: tektin-4-like
Exons: 6
Coding region: 126-1481 (451 amino acids)
Biological process (GO): cilium movement involved in cell motility; cilium assembly
Cellular component (GO): microtubule cytoskeleton; nucleus
Source: RefSeq, a predicted model, not a curated record
ACAGGAAGUUGAUGCGUCCAUAGAAACAGGAAACAAAACGACCGUGUUGCUACCAGACAGGAAAGAGUGAUAAAAGUGGACACAUGAUAUUUGUCUAGAGUUUUUUUAAGGAAAAUUAAAAAAAUAUGUCUGAGGCUACUUUGCAAAGCCGAGAAAUUCCACCGGAGAGACCUGCCCCAAUGGCAGAAACAUCUGGAGGUUGUAGAAAUGAAAAUAUGGAGAUAACUUACACUGGAAACACGGGAAACGACAUGGGCAUUUCUACAAUGGGAUACAGAUCGUCAAAAUACAACCCACCGGAGUGGCAUGAAAAUAAUUACGCCAAAUAUUACCAGUCUUUCGUUGAUCGGGAUAAUGGUGAAAGGAUCCGUCAUGAAUCAAAACGCACCAUCAAUGAAACAGAAGCAACCACAAACAAAACCCAAGCUGAAGUUACAAAGAAACUGGGAGAGAGAAUUCAGGACAUAAAUUUUUGGAAAUUUGAAUUAGAACGUGAAAUCCGAGAUGUUAUAGAUGAAACAGAUUUAUUGCUUGCACAGAAGAAGAGGUUAGAAAAUGCAUUACGGGCCACAGAAAUUCCACUUCAUAUUUCCACUGAUAACUUGAACUGCAGACAAAGAAGAGAAAACAUUGACCUUGUUCAAGAUGAUGUUGAGCUCUCAUUGUUAAAGGAGGUAGAAAUUAUCAAUAAUGUUCAAGAUUUGCUCAAAAAGACAAUAGAUCAAUCAGAAAAGCAAAUUAGGCUUAAUCGUGAUGCAAAACAGAACUUGGAGAUGGACUGGAGUGAUAAAAAGGAAGCACUAGAGAUUGAUUCUGCAUCUGGUGCUCUUAAAAAUCAACACACAAACAAACAGUUCUAUCCAGGUGCUGCCAAAUUUCAAGAAAUUCAGUCUACACCUGAGUCAUGGGCCCAGUUUUCACAUGACAACAUUGUACGUGCUGAGCAUGAGAGAAUGGCCUCAAUGCAGUUACGUCAGUUGAUAGAUAACAUACUUGAAGAUACAUCACGUGAUGAGAGAGAACAAUGUGAUGCCGUUGAUGUUGCCUUCCAGAAGAGGGUCACUGAGAUGGAAGAUGCUAAGACAAAGAUGGAGGAGAACCUUAAAAAGGUAUGUGACGAGAUCUGCCAGAUGGAAAGGAACAUUGAAAACUUGAAGAAGGCGAUCAGAGAUAAGGAGAACCCAAUGAAGGUCUCACAGACUCGUCUUGAAAACAGAACAUUCAGACCAGGUGUUGAACUCUGUAGAGAUCCAGUGCAAUACAAACUGGUUGGAGAGGUCAACGAGAUCCACACUUCUAUUGAUGCCCUGACAGACAAGCUUAACCAGGCACAGAACUCUCUUAAGGACUUGCAGGAUAACCGUAUGGGACUUGAGAAGGAAAUCUCCAUCAAGAAGAACAGUCUGUUCAUUGACAGAGACAAGUGUAUGAGUGUACGCACCAGAUAUCCAACCACACUCAAACUCCAGGGAUACCAAUAAUCAUUGAAACUUUCAAACAUUUUGAUAUUUUCAAAUUAAAAAUAAUUAAUUAAAUCAAGUGUCAGUCGAAAAAUAACUCAAAUGAUCAUGAACACAAUAGUUUUAUAUUGUUAUAAUUUCUUUAAAUGUUGUUUGUUUUAUUCUUGAAAGUAAAGCAGUUUUGGGUAUUUGUGGCAAUUAUAUUCUAAGAACAGUAUUUGAGUGCAAAUUUUAUUGUCUGUGUUAGUAAAAGACAAAUCAGUAAGCAAGAAGACUAAAUCUUGUCAACAUAAAAAUUUGCAUGGUAUUUAUAUUAUAAUAUCAUUUAUCAAGGCAUUUUGUGUUUGCAUAAUUUGCUACUUAUAUAAUCAUCAGUAUUACCAUUGCUUGCUGACUGUUUCCCCCUGUAAGUCCCCUUGUUAUAGGUCCUGUAUGGUCGUUUCACUGUCGAGUGGUUGCACCUUUAUCUGUGAUAUAAAUGUAUAAUGUUUUUGAAAAUGAAUAUAUUUUUUAAAAAAUUUCUUUAGAAAUUAUUUAAUGCCUUUUACCUUUUGUUAUUUCUUCUUUAAAGUAUUAAAUUUACAAUAUUCCUAUUCCAUUGCAGAAUCUAACCUUAAUGAGCAUAUUUUACUUUGUUCACUAAAACAUGGCUUUGAAAUGAGUAGGAAAUGUUAAAUUUUAAAAUUAAAGUUUACUCUGUGAUGUUUACUGCCUUUUUUUUGUCUUUGUUGUAUGGUAGAUAUACUGUUACCAGAUUCUGGUCAGUCUUGUUAUAUUGUCUUUUUCCCCUUGUGUUGCAAAAAAAAAGCUUUUUAAAGUGUAAAUAAAAUGGUGUAUAAUGA